Culicoides brevitarsis is the source of this 1271-nucleotide messenger RNA. RefSeq names its product zinc finger protein 330 homolog (gene Noa36). Gene Ontology annotation, molecular function: zinc ion binding. The transcript has 2 exons. The record is from RefSeq and is a predicted model, not a curated record. Lineage: Eukaryota; Metazoa; Arthropoda; Insecta; Diptera; Ceratopogonidae. Gene Ontology annotation, cellular component: nucleus. Bases 51 to 989 code for a protein of 312 amino acids.
UUCACGUCGUCGCUCGUGUUUUUAGAAAUUUUUAGUAAAUAAAUCAAAAAAUGCCCAAAAAGAAGACUGGACAGCGCAAAAAAGCUGAAAAACAGAAACUUCGACAGAAGGAGAUCCGAAACAAAGAAUCCGAUGUCGCAGAUCAUCCUUGCAAUGCCACAAUGGAAUGCGAUAAGUGCCAACGCAAACAAAAAUCCCGAGCCUUUUGUUACUUUUGUCAAUCCACGCAAAAACUCCCAAUUUGCGCGCAAUGCGGCAAAAUCAAGUGCAUGGCUAAAGGAGGCGAUUGCAUCGUUCGACACGCAGGCAAUUUCGUGACGGGCAUGUCGAUGGUAGGAGCAAUUUGUGACUUUUGCGAAGCCUGGAUCUGUCACGGGCGGAAAUGUCUUCAGUCGCAUGCGUGUGCCUGUCCUUUAAGAGAUGCCGUUUGCGUUGAAUGCGAACGUGAUAUUUGGAGUCACGGCGGGCGGAUGUUCAAAUGUUGCUUUUGCAACUCGUUCUUGUGCGAAGACGACCAAUUUGAGCAUCAAGCGUCGUGUCAAGUGCUCGAAAGUGAGGAUUACAAGUGCAAAUCGUGCAACAAGCUCGGACAAUAUUCCUGUUUGCGGUGCAAAGUGUGCUACUGUGACGAGCACAUUAAGCGGAAAGGAUUCAAAUAUGACAAAAAUAAGCCGCCGCCAUGCCCGAAAUGCAAUUAUGAGACGUCGCAAACGAAAGAUUUGUCAAUGUCGACGAGAAGUCACAAAUUUGGACGACAAACGAUCGAAAAUUAUAGCGACGACGACGAUUACGAAGGAGCGAGUGGGUAUGGAUAUUAUGGAGGCUACGGAGGCGGAAGCGGGGGUCAAACGAGUUAUGGCAACGAUGAUGAUGAUGAUGAGUCCGACGAAGAUUACGAGGAUGACGACGACGAUGAUGAUGAUGAAGAUGAUGACGACGAUGAAGAAGAAGACUCUCAGGAGUCGGAGUCGGAAAAGACCAAGAAAUAAAAAAAAUUGGUAUUCAAAAAAAAUUUUUUUUUGUUAUAGGAAAAAAUGAAAUAAAUUGAAAAAAUUAAAAAUUUUAACAAAAUUAAUGAAAAUCAAGGUAAAACGAGGUUCAAAAACCGAUCAGUAGACAACGUGCAUAGAAAACGGGAUAAAACCCGUUCCCAUUUGUCCCUGAAAAUGCACACUUACCUCUUCAAAUGAGCAAAUAAGGUGAUUUUUUUACGUCUCAUAAAAUUCUAUUUAUUUGUCUGACCCAUAAAAAAUUAAUAGAAUAUUUCUGCA